This is a messenger RNA of Callithrix jacchus (white-tufted-ear marmoset), 6156 nucleotides long. It is a transcript of the gene NEK6, whose product is annotated as NIMA related kinase 6. The record is from RefSeq and is a predicted model, not a curated record. Gene Ontology annotation, biological process: peptidyl-serine phosphorylation; chromosome segregation; regulation of mitotic metaphase/anaphase transition. Lineage: Eukaryota; Metazoa; Chordata; Mammalia; Primates; Cebidae. Gene Ontology annotation, cellular component: cytosol. Gene Ontology annotation, molecular function: ATP binding; protein serine/threonine kinase activity.
AUGCUUUGCCAUCACUUCCCAGCUCCUGGGAGGAUGCAGCAGGAGCCAUGUGGCCCCUCUCACCCUCCCAAAAGGGGGAUCUCCAGAGGCCCUGGACGCCUCCCUCCAGGUCCGCAGUCCCAAGGGCCUGGCGUCUGUAAGGCUGGGGUCCCCUGGAAAGUGGGUUUCUGGAAAUAUUUGUUGCAAGGAUAUUGCUAUUGCGUAAGUGCCAGUUGUUUAUGAUAACAGGAAUCACAACAGUAGCAGCACCCACAUUCAUUGAUUGAUGAUUGAUUGAGACAGAGUCUCACUCCAUCACCCAGGCUGGAAUGCAAUAGCAUGAUCUUGAUUCACUGCAACCCCUACCUCCUGGGUUCAAUCAAUUUUCCUGCCUCAGCCUCCUGAGCAGCUAGGAUUACAGGCACUCACCACCAUGCCUUGCUAAUUUUUUGUAUUUUUAGUAGAGACAGGGUUUUGCCAUAUGGACCAGGCUGGUCUCGAACUCCUGACCUCAAGUGAUCCACUCACUUUCACGUCCCAAAGUGCUGGGAUUACAGGCGUGAACCACCAUGCUCGGCCCUGUACCCACAUUUAUUAAGCUCUUGUGCAUAUCUGGGCCCUGAUAGUCCUGGGCUGGUAUUUUAUCUGCAUGUAAAAUACCUCACUUGGUCCUCACAGCAAGGACCUGGCAGCCUGUGUACUCACAAAACAACCCUAGAGGCAGACAGUGUAUCCAUUUGACAAAUGAGGGAACUGAAACUCAGGGAGGUCAUGUGACUUGGUGGAGUCCUAGCUGCACCCCUACAAGAUGGGUCCUACUGUGGCCCCGGUUUAGAGCAGAGGGAACUGCAAAGGGAUGCCCUGGGACAGGCCCUAGCUCACAUGGCCAGAUGGAGGCAGCACCAGAUUGUACUCGGGGCUCUCAGACCCCUGAGUCUGUGCUGGCUGCCUCUCUACCUCCUCACUGCCCGGCCUGCUAUUCCCAGAUCCAGGGCACUGCCUCCCUGGAGCCUCCUUUAUUGCCCCAAGUUUAAAUUAAUGGCCCUUUUCUGUGAUCCAGCAAUGCAGUUAAGUACUUUGGGGUUUUUGGUUGGUUUUUGAUUUUUUGUGUUUUUAGAAACAGGGUCUUGCUCUUUCACCCAGGUGGAGUGCAGUGGCACAAUACUAGUUCUCCACAGCCUUGAAUUCCCAGGCUUCAGUGAUCCUCCCAUCUCAGCCUCCCAAAGUGCUAGGAUGACAGGUGGGAGCCACCACACCUGGCCUGGUUAAGCACUUUGAUUGGAACCCCACACACAUACUCUAUCUGCUGCUUUGCUGAGGGUGUCCAGGUCAGCACUCAGGCCUGCAUUCCCAUCCAGGCUGUGCCUCUGCAGCUGGGACUCCAGCAAGUCACCUGACCUCCCUAAGCCUCAGUUUCCUCAUCUGUCAAAUGGAUACAUUGUCUGCCUUCCAGAGUGGUUUUGUGAACCCACAGGCUGCCACUGUCCCUGAAGGAUCUGGCCCAGCACCCAACACAGAUGGGUGCUCUAUGUGCGUGCCCCCAUACACACACCGCCAUGACUGUGUGCUGGGAAGCCCGGGUGGCAUCCACGCUGCAGCCCCACGUGGCCAUGGCUGCUGUGCAUGAGGAAGGCAGUGUGCAGGGGCUGGAGUGCUCAGAAGCGAUCCAGGGUCCAAGAACAAAUUCCCUUAGCAAUUCCAGACCGAAAAGAUCUGGUUUUCUAGUACCUAGAAACGAGCCAUGAUUAGAUGCAGGAUCCCCAGCUCUGUUUCAGAGCCACCUGGUGAGUCACAGAUCCCCUGCCAGCCAUGUAAGAAACAUCUGCACAAGAAGGGCCCUUCUAGACUAUGGAGUCUGACCCUGCCCUGUUGCAGGCAGGGGAACUGAUGCCCAGAAAUAGCCUGUGACUUUCCCAAGACCAUGCAGCCCUGUGGGAGUCCAGGCUGUGGGAGUCCAGGGCCGCUAUAGCACACACCACGCAGCUCAGAGCACAAGUCACUCCUGCAGAGCUGAAAGUGGCCACAUGCUCCCUAGGCCCAACUUCGGGGCUCAGUGAGGAUCCUGAUCAGGAGAGCGACACAGGAAGGUGCAGGGUGGCCGUGGCAUGGCCACAGGUGCUGUGAUCAUGCGCUAGCCCUGUCACACCAUACCAGUAGUAGGACUAGGAAAAGACACCGCCGCCACCUGGAUGCACUGAGCUGUGCUCAGCCUUGUGGAGGUUGUCCUGGGGGUUGCAGCGACUCUUUAGGGGUCCCUGGCCUGGCCUAUCUGGAGCCUUCUCUGAAUUGAGGCUGGUAACGUGCCUACUGGCACGGUUGUAAGUAACACAGAUCUGUGGCCACCUCAAGGGGUGCAACACACACCGGGGCCUGUGGACGGCUGGCCUGGGCCCAGCCUCAGCCCUCGAGGGUGCUGUCGCCUGGCAUAUGCCCGACAGUUAGGGCCGGCUGGCAGAAAGGUAUGUGGCAGGUGGCAAAGCCUCUGUGCCAGAAUCUCACUCACACAUCCUCCAGGGCCUCAGCUGCCAUAUGCCUGUGUCAGUCCCAGUGGUGGUGGAGCUGCAGAUGGGGCACAGGGGUGCAUUGUCCAGGGUAGAGGUGGCUCAUUCUGGAGGAAGAAGCAGGCACUGCUCAUGGAAAACCUGUCUUAGGGACCGAGGGCUGGGGCUGGCCUGCAGAGCCCAGAUUCCUUUCACAGACUGGGUGGUGGGGGGUCUGUGCCCUUGAUCCCACCAUGUCCGCAGGUCGUCCUUCUGGGCCACCUGAGGUUUUCCACCUGUUGUCCGAAGCGGUCAUGGCCUUGCCUUGCGAGAAGCAGGAGCCAUGAGUCCUUUUCCUGGGCAGCUUCUUGCUCUCUCUGGCUUGUGGAGAUCAGUUCCAGGGCUCGCUUCUGGGGACCUGUGUCUGAGUAGUCGCGGGUCCCGAAGGGAAGAUGGGCCACUCCGCGUCCUCCAAUCUCGGACCCACACCCUCGUUUUGGAGAGUGCACGCCUGAAUAAGGAUGUAAUGACAACCAGAUAACCCACUGACGGGGCGUCUGCUGUGCCCAGCCUGGCGCUAAGCUCUUUCAACGUGCGCGAUGUCAUGUAACCCGCCAGCAGCCCGCGCGGUAGAUACUACCCUUUUCCCUGUUUUUCCUGUAAGAACACGGGUGCACACACUGGGAUAUGACUAAACCAGGGCUCGAACCAGGACUGCCGCCUGCCAGGGCUCUCAUCUCAUGGGCAACCAAGGAUUUGGGCCCAGUUUACAAAGGAGAGAAUAGAAAGGAUGAAGCUUUUAAAGCGACAGCAAGAUCAGUUAUGCUUUUCAGCAUUUUGCUGGGCUCCAUUGUGAGUGGAUGGGGAGCAAGCACAAGGACCAAAGGAAAGAACCCAUGUCUCUCCCUGAGCUGACACUGGUCUAAUCAGGAGGCGCUGCCAUCAGAUUCCAGUCCCUGGUGAGCAGGGGGCUCCAUGGUGGCUGUAACAAGUUCCAUUUGCCUUGAAGGUGGCAGCCGGAGCUAUUUUUAGAGCAGCACGUGGUGGGGGAGUUUCCUUUUGGCCUUGUCUGGGGACUGGAGUCUUGGGAAGGGGAAGUCCCGUGCAGAGACAGGGGCCCUUCUUCCUGCACCCAUCCCAGCCCAGAGAGGCCACCCAGCUCCCUGGUGGUCCUGGCACCUCACGUCCAUCCUCAACCCAGAGCUGAGCAGACCUUCCCUGGAGCUUCUCAGGAGCCACUUCAAAAGCCCGUGCCCUUGUGAGGCUGGCAUGCAGGAUGGCAGGACAGCCUGGCCACAUGCCCCACGGAGGGAGUUCCAACAGCCUGUGCCACACCCUGGGGCCUGCACACCCUCCUGACCCACAGAGACACCCCAACACCCUGUCUUUUCGCUGCUCGCUGGCGGACUUCCAGAUCGAAAAGAAGAUAGGCCGAGGACAGUUCAGCGAGGUGUACAAGGCCACCUGCCUGCUGGACAGGAAGACGGUGGCUCUGAAGAAGGUGCAGAUCUUUGAGAUGAUGGACGCCAAGGCGAGGCAGGACUGCGUCAAGGAGAUUGGCCUCCUGAAGCAACUGAACCACCCAAAUAUCAUCAAGUAUUUGGACUCAUUUAUUGAAGACAAUGAGCUGAACAUCGUGCUGGAGUUGGCCGAUGCAGGGGAUCUCUCGCAGAUGAUCAAGUACUUUAAGAAGCAGAAGCGGCUCAUCCCAGAGAGGACGGUGUGGAAGUAUUUCGUGCAGCUGUGCAGCGCCGUGGAGCACAUGCACUCACGCCGGGUGAUGCACCGAGACAUCAAGCCUGCCAACGUGUUCAUCACAGCCACGGGUGUUGUGAAGCUUGGUGACCUUGGUCUGGGCCGCUUCUUCAGCUCUGAGACCACCGCAGCCCACUCCCUAGUGGGGACACCCUACUACAUGUCGCCGGAGAGGAUCCAUGAGAAUGGCUACAACUUCAAGUCCGACAUCUGGUCCCUGGGCUGUCUGCUCUAUGAGAUGGCAGCCCUCCAGAGCCCCUUCUAUGGAGAUAAGAUGAAUCUCUUCUCCCUGUGCCAGAAGAUCGAGCAGUGUGACUACCCGCCCCUCCCCGGGGAGCACUACUCCGAGAAGUUACGAGAACUAGUCAGCAUGUGCAUCUACCCUGACCCCGACCAGAGGCCUGACAUCGGGUACGUGCACCAGGUGGCCAAGCAGAUGCACGUCUGGAUGUCCAGCACCUGAGCGUGGAUGCACCGUGCCUUACCACUUUGCCUUACCUGAGUCGUCUUCUCUUCAAGUGGCCACCUGGUAGCCUAGAACAGCUAAGCCCACAGGGUUCAGCAGGUUCCCCAAAAGGCUGCGCAGCCUUACAGCAGAUGCUGAAGGCAGAGCAGCUGAGGGAGGCGCACUGGCCACACAUCACUGAUGGUCAAAUUCCAAAGUCCUUUCUUUAUUCUGUUGCGGACAAUCCCAGCUGGGUUAACAAGGGCAGUGGCUCAGUGAGCCACGGCAGCCCUGUAUCUGGAUUGUACUGUGAAUCUUUCCGGUAAUUCCUCCAGUGACCUGUCAAGGUCGAUGCUAACAGGAGACUUACUUGCAGGAGACCGUGUGAUUUGUAUAGUGAGCCUUUGAAAAUGGUUAGUACCAAGUUCAGUUUAGUUCUUAGUAUCUUUUCAAACAAUCAGGCUGUGUGCUUAAUUUACUCUGUUGUAAAGGGAUAAAGUGGAAAUCAUUUUUUUCCGUGGAGUGGAGAUUCUGUUAUUUUUAUCUACGUUUUAUGACUUGGUGAGUGACGAUAAGAAGAGGCCUGCAUCUAGCCGGAGCGUCACAUGGCAAAUGGCAUCGAGAAGAGAGAGCAUCUUCCUGGCAGCCAGGCUGGGCCAUCUCCCCCUGGACACCUGCUGUGUACCAGGCACUUUGUCACCUCCUUGAAUGCUGGCUGUUCAUUUCAUCAGUGUUACGCAUUUUCCUCCAUGGGAAGGAAGUGUGGAUAGAGAAAACCUAAGGGCUGUCAUUGACAAGUUCUGAUUCUGCAACUUCCUAGUGUGACUAGGCUUGGGCAAGUUUCUUGGCCGUUCUGAGCCUCAGUGUCCUUGUCUGUACAAUGAGAUUAACAGUAUCUACCUACCUACCUUCGGGGUUGCUGACAGAAUUUGAAAGAAAAUAUGCACGUUAGCUAGCACAAAGCAGAUGAUCCAAAAAUAGCAGCCACUCACCCCUCACAACCUGAAAUCCAAGGACCACGGAAUCCAGAAUUCAAGUCCACCUGUAUCAUGUGUAGGAAACCAGAAAUGUGUUCCUUAUUUCUUGUUCCCAAACAGGAUUAACUGUGAAGACUAAUUUAUAAAUGUGAACCUAAGAAAACUCGAGCUCUGAAGGAAAUCAUUUGAAUUUUGGUUUUGUACGCAAAGCUAACCUUCCAGUGGUCUGAGCUGUUGUCACUGACCUGAUGACAGUCGGGCCCUCCAGAAAAGAGCAGUGCUGGCAUCGUGCGGGUGACUCCUGACACCUGCUGCCUGCAGGCAUUUGCUGACCAGGCCUUUCCUGGAGGAAACACCCAGGGCCAGGCGGCUGCUAUUUUCACACGUGGACUCAGUUCUGCUACAACACUGUCGGUCCGACCGUCUCUCCACAUGCAGCCUUUCCUCUGUACUUGUUCUCCAUCGUUGAAAUAAAACAGGGUGACAGGGAGUUACUUAUAAUUCAUGAAUGAUUUUAAAA